Molecule: messenger RNA, 1878 nt
Organism: Lachancea meyersii CBS 8951
Lineage: Eukaryota; Fungi; Ascomycota; Saccharomycetes; Saccharomycetales; Saccharomycetaceae
Source: the annotation of a GenBank genome assembly
AUGCCGCAGGACACUAAUGGGGCUGAAGCCCCAAAAAUGAAUGAUAUACAUCUCAACGCAUCGAAAGAUAAGCCCAAGCGUGGAAACUUGCAUUCUCAAAGCCGCCGUGGCAACUCGAGAGUACCAAAAUCGGCCAAGGUGCGGACUAGGGAGCAAAAACACCCUCCAAACAAUGAUUUCGAACUCAAUAUCCAGGAUGAGCUCGUUCACGGCAACUUAAAAGCAAGGGGUCGCAAAACGCAAGUCUCCAUUAACCAUUUACUUGACUUCCAGCUACCGGAGAGAGAAAAGGAAAAGGCUUCUGCGAUCAUGUCAGUGAGACGAAAGGGAAAACGUUCCGAAGAAGAUCACAUUCACCUGCAUGGGGAGUCUUUUGUCAAUGCAAACUUCAAGUUUUUGGUGGACGAUCGUUUCACGUACAAAGAGCAAAGCUUGGACCCAAACAUUCCAAUACCGCGCGAGAAAAUAGUGCGUGUGGAGGCAACAAAAGGUCAAAGCUGUCCAAUUUGUCUAACGGAAGACAUCGUUGCUCCUAGAAUGAUCAGUUGUGGUCAUCUUUUCUGCCACACUUGUAUGCUGAGUUUUUUUGCCUCCGGCGACGAGCCCCUGGAUAAUGCCAAUACUGGCUAUGUGCCAAGGAGGAAGAAACACAAAGAGUGUCCUCUGUGUGGUACAUUUGUUCGCCAAGAAAAAGCCGUUCCUGUAAAAUUUGUCGAGCUCAAUAAGUCUAUGAGAAUUCCUCAGGUAGGACAACUUGACACUUUUGAGCUGAUGUGCAAGCCCCACGGAUCUAUGUUGCCCUUGCCCGUGCAUCUGAAUAUUGAUCCAAUGUCGCUAGACCAUUUUCCCGCCGUGGAGUUCUCGGAGUUGGCGCCCUAUACGAGAAUAAUGAAAUGCAGCAACCAAAACGCUAUUGAUCUUUACAAAAAAGAUCUUGACGAAAUAAAAACGCAGUUCGAGCUUGACCGUGCCAUUUACAACGACGACGGCAAAUUCGCUAAAUUGGCAAUGGAAGACGUAAAGCUGCGGAUUAAAGCUUACGAAGAGACGACCCCAGAACAUCAGCCGGUCGAGCAGUCGCAAUCUCUGCCAGUUGACAUUUCUCAGCUAUCUUUUAAGGCAGGACUUGAAAAAUAUGAUGACAAAAAUGCGUUCUUUUUCUACCAGACGGCUUUCGAGGCUAAUACGCGAUACUUUCUGUCACCGCUUGACGUAAAAGUUCUGAUCACGGCUUUCGGCCAGUAUUCUAACUUUCCUCCACUUCUAAUCGCGCAGGUAGAGGACGUUCACCACGAUGCGGUGGUGACAGAAUCGCUUUUACAGAAGUACAAGUACUUUGGGCAUUUGCCAAUCGGGAGCGAUGUGACUUUUGUCGAUUUGGACUGGCGUAGCGUUUCUGACCUUCCCCCAGAUGUUUAUCACAAAUUUGCACCAGAAUUAAACUCCAGGCGUCGCAAGUCGGCUUUGAAAAAGCAGCGUGAGGACAACGAAAAGCGACGCCACGAAAAACGUCUUGAACGAGAGCAAGAGGAAUUCUACAUGCGCGAGAAUGGUAGUGCGCCGGCUCCAGUUAUCGUUCCUACGGUGCCACUCUCAGCACAACAUGCACGAGUUCAGCGAGCGCAAGAGGGCCGUUCAGACGACCAGGAGUCAGCAAAACACGGAACGCAAUCUCAGUUGUCAUCAAAACUAGAGAAAACGAUAUGGGGCACAUCGAUACCGACGUCAGAAGACCCUACACAGAGAAGCGAGGAGGAUCUUGCUUUUGAAAAGAUGCUCGAAAACAUAAACCAGCAGAAACAAUCCGAGUCGCGCGGCAAGAAGAAGAAACGAAUGGUGACUUUAUUGAGCUCCAAUAACUCUCGGGGUACGUUAUGA